Molecule: messenger RNA, 720 nt
Organism: [Candida] anglica
Lineage: Eukaryota; Fungi; Ascomycota; Pichiomycetes; Serinales; Debaryomycetaceae
Source: the annotation of a GenBank genome assembly
AUGUCAGAAUUUCUUAUUGAUGAAUCCACUGCAGUUAAUACGCAAAAUAAUAGUGCCAUAGAUUUAAAAUUAGAUUCAAAUGAGGAAAGAAUUUUUAAGAAGCAUCCAGUGCAUAAACUUUAUCGCGAUAUCUACUUGAAUCACUUAGAUAAGCAUAAAGAUAACCCAUUAAUACAUGAAAUAAAUGAAAAUAUUUGGCCAAUGCUCACAGGCCAAACCUUAGUUGGACCUCGGAAAAUAUCAUACCGAAGUCCAUCUUCUUAUGUUAUAGAUCCUAUUUAUUUGGAAACUGAGAAAGUUGUUGCUGAGGAUUUAUAUGGAAAAGGACAAAAUUAUUCUUACACAUUUCUUCAUUUUGGAGAUGAACUAUCUGGGCAUAAAGCGCUUAUUCAUGGCGGCUUAUUGGCUACAAUUCUAGAUGAGCUCACCUGUAGAUUGGCAUUCCAAAACUUCCCAUCCAGAAAGGGAGUUACUGCUAGUUUGAGUCUUAGUUAUAAAAAACCUUGUUAUGUGAACUCGUAUGUACUUGUUCGGUGUGAAGUAACCAAGAAAAGUGGUAGAAAGUGCUGGGUGAAGGGUUCAAUUUAUGGCUUGAAUUUGGAGCAGUUGAAUGAAAAUAGCGACCAAUCAGCAAUUGAAAAUGCUGAAAAUUUACUCACUGAAUGUGAAUGUUUGGUAAUUGAACCAAGAUGGGUAAAAGAACUUCAGAAUGCACAAUAG